UACUGGAACCUGACCUACACCACAAGGAUAGAGAACCUGGUACACUGAAAUCAAAACAUUAACACGGGAAAAGCCCACCAGAAUUAGAAUGGACAAAAAGAGGUAAUAAGAACGUGCUUAUUAGUACUGGAUAAUGAAUGACAAAAGAGUGAUCUGUAUUUGUUUUACUGAAAUUGACAUAUGAAACGGAUAGGGAUAUUCCAUGAUCUGUUAUCAAAUCAGUGCUCUGUAUCAUUGGCUGCUCUAGAAGAACAGCUCACCCUAUCAAUGCCUUACGGAUCUGGAAUACAGUACUCUGUGACACAUCAACUGGAUCAAGAUUACAGCUCUCAAUGCCCACCGUGACUUAUUUGAAACAAAACCAGACUUUGUAAAUGCAGGUAGAUAAUAACAUUACAAUGAACUUGAUUUCACAGUGUAAGGUACUUCCACUUCUAUUACACCUUUCAGUCAUUGAAUAUUCUAUCGGGGCCUUAACGGCAAGAUUUCUUGAACAGACAAUAGAAUGUCAUGAUAAGCUUGGAAGGGACUGUUUUAAAUACAGUGACGACCAGUGUGUUGGAAAGUAUGCUCUGUGGGCGAAGGAACAUUGUGCACUUAGAUGUGGAUACUGCCCACAAAAAUUACCAUGUGUCGACCAAAUAACAUACUGUGACGAAUAUGAAGAAAGAUUUUGCAGUGAUGAGAGGUAUGCGGAAUAUAUGAGAGAAAACUGUAGAAGGACAUGUGAUUUAUGCAGAGUUCCAACAGAAUAUUUAACAUCACUAGCAACUGUAUCUACAACUGACAAGUUUCAACCUGGUGUUUUGACCACGCCCCCUCUGGAUCUUGUUGGUACUACGAGGACGCCCAGUGCACUGGAAUUUAUGAGUCAUGGGCCAAGAAAUACUGUCCACAUCGCUGUGGAUAUUGUCCUGAAAUCCUCGGUUGACUCCACUACGCUCCAUUACAAAAAGUGCGAGGUCAUCCAAGGAGCAAAAACUGGUCUAACUGGUUUGACAAUGACGCGAUUGUCUAAAUAUAGAGAUGCAAACAAAGAUGUAAAGUCAAAGAAACGCUAA
Molecule: messenger RNA, 1061 nt
Organism: Saccostrea cuccullata (small rock oyster)
Lineage: Eukaryota; Metazoa; Mollusca; Bivalvia; Ostreida; Ostreidae
Exons: 7
Coding region: 375-1061 (228 amino acids)
Source: RefSeq, a predicted model, not a curated record